Messenger RNA from Cuscuta campestris, 2467 nucleotides. Lineage: Eukaryota; Viridiplantae; Streptophyta; Magnoliopsida; Solanales; Convolvulaceae. The record is from the annotation of a GenBank genome assembly.
GACUUGUUGCACACUUUAGAAAAAGAGUGGAGUUUUGGGAAGAUAGGGAAAGGACCGGAGGAGGAGGAAGACGCAAAAAUGUUAGGAAUUUUGAGUCGGAGAGCAUCAAUAACAGCUUCAAGACGCUCGCUUCCAUGUCGGAAAUCAAUUUCUCCGGUCAUUCCCUACAAUCGGACCUUCUGCACAAGCGUUCUACCCGAUACGCUAGACCGGAGCUCCGAUUUGUUCACCACAAAUUCCAAAUCCAUGGAAGAUCUCGUCUCUCAGCUCAAUUCUCACAUCCGGAAGGCGAUGGAAGGAGGAGGAGCGGAAGCUGUUAAUCGGAACAGGAGCAGGAACAAGCUUCUUCCGAGAGAGAGAAUUGAUCGUCUGCUCGACCCUGGUUCUUCGUUUCUAGAGCUUUCUCCACUUGCAGGGCACGAAUUGUAUGAAGAGAAAUUACCUUCUGGUGGAAUAAUUACUGGAAUAGGAGCAGUGCAUGGAAGACUUUGUAUGUUCAUGGCAAAUGACCCUACUGUCAAAGGUGGAACUUAUUUUCCGAUCACAGUAAAAAAACAUCUUAGAGCACAAGAAAUUGCUGCACAUUGCAAACUACCCUGUCUAUAUCUUGUUGACAGUGGAGGGGCUUUCCUUCCUAAGCAAGCCGAGGUUUUUCCCGACAAGGAGAACUUUGGCAGAAUAUUCUACAAUCAAGCCAUGAUGUCUUCCGAUGGUAUUCCUCAGAUCGCAUUGGUUUUAGGCUCUUGCACUGCUGGUGGGGCUUAUAUACCUGCAAUGGCAGAUGAAAGUGUAAUGGUCAAAGGAAAUGGUACCAUAUUUCUUGCUGGGCCUCCACUUGUUAAGGCUGCUACAGGAGAAAUAAUUUCAGCGGAAGAUCUUGGUGGUGCAAAUGUACAUUGCAAAACAUCGGGUGUUUCUGACUACUUUGCCCAAGACGAAUUACAUGCACUUUCUAUUGGGAGGAACAUUGUUAAGAAUUUGCACAUGGCUGGAGGCCAACAAAAAGGCUCAACACUUACCCCAACUGAUUUCAAAGAGCCAGUGUAUGAUGUGCAAGAACUUCGUUCCAUUGCACCAACAAACCUCAAGCAGUCUUUUGACCCCCGAUCAGCGAUUGCUCGCAUUGUUGAUGGAAGUGAAUUUGAUGAAUUCAAGAAACUAUAUGGCACUACACUUGUUACAGGCUUUGGGCGAAUAUUUGGAAAUCCCGUGGGGAUCAUUGCAAACAAUGGCAUAUUGUUUAGUGAAUCUGCUUUGAAAGGAGCUCACUUCAUUGAACUGUGUAGUCAGCGCAACAUUCCUUUGAUCUUUCUUCAGAAUAUUACGGGGUUCAUGGUUGGCUCUAAAUCAGAAGCAAAUGGUAUAGCAAAAGCUGGAGCAAAAAUGGUGAUGGCAGUUUCUUGUGCAAAGGUCCCUAAAAUAACAGUGGUUGUUGGCGGAAGCUUUGGUGCUGGAAAUUAUGCAAUGUGCGGGCGUGCUUACAGUCCAGAUUUUAUGUUCCUAUGGCCAAACGCUAGAAUAUCAGUCAUGGGAGGCGCUCAGGCAGCUGGUGUCCUCUCCCAGAUAGAAAAGGCCAACAAGAAAAGGCAGGGGAUUCAGUGGGGGAAGGAAGAGGAGGAAAGGUACAGGGCAGAAGUUGAAGAGAAAUAUGAGAGGGAGGGUGACCCAUACUAUUCCACAGCGAGACUGUGGGACGACGGCGUGAUUGAUCCAGCAGACACCAGAAGAAUCUUAGCCCUUUCCCUCUCAGCUUCUAUGAACCCCGGCGGCGCCGCCCCUCAAACCACCAGGUUUGGUGUCUUUAGGAUGUGAUAUACCCCGGAUAAUAAACAAAGAAAAUUGUUUCCCACAUGUAUGUAAUAAUGUUCACAGGAUGGUUUUGAAUAUUUUCCUCGCAAUAUUCUUCUCUUUUCCCCUUUCGUUGGAAUUAAGGCCUUGUUUUGGAACCACGUUUUCGAUCAGCGUUAGCGUUUUGGAUAAAAUUCUAAUGAUGUAGAUUCAUUCUGAAACCUCUAACGCUAAAGGCUAUCGUUAUUUGAUGCCAAACGGGGCCUAAAUUAGGGAUACUUUGUUUCGUUAUUUGAUCCGGAAAAGUGUACGACAUUAUGGACCUUUAGUCUAAUUAAGAAUUUUCCAAUUUUUUAAUGAAUAAAUUUUAUUUUUAUUUUCAUACCUAUUUCAAAUACUCCCUCCGUCCCAGAGUAUUAGUCAACUUUCAUUUUUACACAUCAUCCAAUGCACUUCUUUAAUUCAUUUUAUAUUGUAAUUUGUAUAUUAAAAAAUUAUAGAAAUUAUAUAUUAAUAAUCUAUAUGUUAAGACAAAUCAAACAAGAUCACACAUGACUAUAUUUAGGCUUACACAUUGAGAGAAUUUGAUUAGUCAAAGUGCUUAGAUGAACAAUUCCAAAAGUCAAAAGUGGACAAAGAGAGUGGGAUGGAAGUAGUACAUUAAAUGAGAAAUAAUUUU